AUGGGAAGUGGUACCUCAACCCAACAUCAUUUUGCUUUCCAGAAUGCAGAGAAAGCCUUCAAGGCGGCAGCCCUAAUCCAGAGAUGGUACCGACGCUACAUGGCGCGCCUGGAGAUGAGGCGGCACUGCACCUGGCGCAUCUUCCAGUCUAUAGAGUACGCGGGACAGCAAGAUCAGGUCAAGCUCCAUGAUUUCUUCAGCUACCUUGUGGAUCACUUCACCCCCAGCAGCAACCAUGAGAGGGACUUCCUGGACCGCAUGUUCACCGAGGACAGAUUCCCCCAGGACUCUGAGAUGGAGAAAUUCGGUGACUAUGAAUCUAUAGAAGUCCCUGACAAUUACACGGGACCACGCCUCUCCUUCCCACUCCUUCCUGACCACGCAACUGCCCUGGUGGAAGCUUUCAGACUGAAACAGCAGCUCCAUGCUCGCUAUGUCUUGAAUCUUUUGCAUGAAACCAGGAAACACCUGAUACAACUGCCAAACAUCAACCGGGUCUCCACCUGUUACAGCGAGGAGAUCACAGUGUGCGGAGAUUUACAUGGCCAGUUGGAUGACUUAAUAUUUAUAUUUCAUAAGAAUGGCCUCCCGUCACCAGAGAGGGCCUACGUCUUCAAUGGUGACUUCGUUGAUCGAGGCAAGGAUUCAGUAGAGAUCCUGAUGGUUCUUUUUGCCUUCAUGUUGGUUUACCCAAAAGAGUUCCAUCUUAAUCGAGGAAACCAUGAGGACCAUUUGGUGAACUUACGAUACGGCUUUACCAAGGAAGUGAUGCAUAAAUAUAAGACACAUGGCAAGAAAAUACUAAAAAUACUGAAAGAUGUUUUCUGUUGGCUUCCUCUGGCCACUCUGGUUGAUGAGAAGGUCCUGAUUCUUCAUGGCGGAGUGUCAGACAUGACCGACCUGGAACUCUUGGCUAAACUAGACAGGCACAAGAUUGUUUCCACCAUGAGGCACAAAACGAGAAAGGAGAACGGGAAACAGGUGAAGAAGGAGGAAGCCAACCAGAAGAGCUCCGCAGGGAGACCCACCCCGUGGUUUCUCCCCCAGAGCCGCUCUCUCCCCGCUUCGCCCCUUCGCCUGGGCUCCCUCCAGGCUCACAGAGCCGGCCGCUCGUCCAGCAUUCCCUGCGGCGCCCCCCGGGACGCGAAGGAGCUAGCCCGGCAGGUGCGGCGCUCCGUGGACCUGGAGCUGGACAGGUGCCGGCAGCAAGCAGGCUUCCCGGUGAGCCGGGGGAAGGAGGAGGCCUCGCUGUGCACGCCAGAAGCGGAUUCAGGAGCAGAGGAGCCGCUGGAGCCCACGCAGGAGGAGUGGAGGCAGGUGGUAGAUAUACUGUGGAGUGAUCCCAUGGCUCAGGAGGGCUGUAAGGCCAACACUGUUCGAGGAGGAGGCUGUUAUUUUGGACCCAAUGUGACAGAACGGUUGCUACAGAAAUACAACCUGCAAUUCCUGAUCCGCUCACACGAGUGCAAACCUGAAGGCUAUGAGUUCUGCCACAGCCGCAAGGUGUUAACAAUCUUUUCUGCCUCCAACUACUAUGAAGUUGGCAGCAACAGAGGGGCCUAUGUCAAACUGGGGCCAGCCCUGACCCCGUACAUCGUGCAGUAUCAAGCUAACAAGGUGACCCACAUGCUGACCAUGAGGCAAAGGAUUAGCAGAGUAGAGGAGUCAGCUCUGAGAGCUCUGCGGGAAAAGUUAUUUGCUCAUUCCUCAGAUCUUCUUGGUGAAUUUAAGAAGCAUGAUGCAGAUAAAACUGGUUUAAUCACCCUUAGUGACUGGGCAGAAGCCGUGGAGUCUGUGUUGCAUCUAGGACUGCCAUGGCGGAUGCUGAGGCCACAGCUGGUGAACAGCUCAACGGAUAACACAUUGGAGUACAAGUCCUGGCUGGAGGAUUUGGCCAAAGAACAACUGAACCGUGAGAACAUACAGUCAAGUUUGCUGGAAACACUGUAUCGAAACCGAUCCAAUCUGGAGACCAUUUUUAGGAUCAUAGACCGUGAUCAUUCAGGGUUCAUCUCACUGGACGAAUUCAGGCAUACUUGGAAGCUGUUCAGCUCUCAUAUGAACAUCAGCAUCACAGAUGACUGCAUCUGUGACCUUGCACGGAGCAUUGACUUCAACAAGGAUGGCCACAUCGACAUCAAUGAAUUCCUGGAGGCCUUCCGCCUUGUGGAGCAAUCCUGCUCAGAAGGCAAUGCCUCAGAUUGCCCACAAACCACAAACACUAAUUAA
Puma concolor (puma) is the source of this 2229-nucleotide messenger RNA. It is a transcript of the gene PPEF2, whose product is annotated as protein phosphatase with EF-hand domain 2. Gene Ontology annotation, biological process: negative regulation of MAPK cascade; detection of stimulus involved in sensory perception. The record is from RefSeq and is a predicted model, not a curated record. NCBI's taxonomy places the organism in Eukaryota, Metazoa, Chordata, Mammalia, Carnivora, Felidae. Gene Ontology annotation, molecular function: Hsp90 protein binding; phosphoprotein phosphatase activity; calcium ion binding.